Molecule: messenger RNA, 3307 nt
Organism: Vitis riparia (riverbank grape)
Lineage: Eukaryota; Viridiplantae; Streptophyta; Magnoliopsida; Vitales; Vitaceae
Exons: 11
Coding region: 108-3089 (993 amino acids)
Biological process (GO): mRNA 5'-splice site recognition; RNA processing
Cellular component (GO): U1 snRNP; U2-type prespliceosome; commitment complex
Molecular function (GO): protein binding
Source: RefSeq, a predicted model, not a curated record
GCUAACUGAGAAAUCACUGCUUUCCUUAAACCCUACACGGAAAUCUCUCUCCUAUUCUUCUCUCUUACAAUUAGGGAUUUCUGUGCGAUGCCGAACUUCUGAUUUCCAUGGAAGACGAUUGUUCGGUCGACUUUGAUGUGCUCAAACUUCCUGAAUUUGUUGCCAAAGGCUUAUUAGGCUUUGAUGCCUGGACUUCACUUAUUUCAAAUAUUGAAAAAACAUAUCCGAUAUCUACUAACUUUACAAGUGUUUAUCAUCACAAGGUUGAGGAUGACAUAAAGAAAAUAUGUUUAGUGUAUGACUCUUUCUUGUCUGAGUUUCCUUUGUGCUAUGGUUAUUGGAGGAAAUAUGCUGAUCACAAGUCACGUUUAUGCACUGUUGACAAAGUUAUUGAAGUUUAUGAACGUGCAGUGCAAUCAGCAACUUACUCUGUUGGUUUAUGGGUUGACUAUUGUAGCUUCAGUAUGUCUGUUUUUGAGGAUCCAUUUGAUGUUCGCAGACUGUUUAAAAGAGGGCUGUCCUUUGUCGGGAAGGAUUACUUAUGUCAUACCUUGUGGGAUAAAUACAUUGAAUUUGAGCUUUCUCAGCAGCAGUGGAGUUUCCUAGCUCACGUUUACAUUCUAACUUUGAGAUUUCCAACAAAAAAAUUACAUCAUUAUUAUGACAGGGGGAGUGGAGAGACGAUUGAUCAUCUUUUCCUACAUUGUUCAAUUACUUUGGGGUUAUGGCACAUGCUAUUCUUGCAAGCAGGGAUGGAGUGGAUCACUGGUAGUGUGGAUGCUGCUAGAGACAUAUUAAUAGAUGGCAUUAGAUGUGUGCCUGAAUCCAAAAUGCUUCUAGAGGAAUUGAUAAAGUUUGCAAUGAUGCAUGGAGGGUCAAGGCACAUAAAUGUGGUAGAUGCUGUUGUUGCUAAUGCAAUAUCUCCUGGGACUGAUGUGUCUCAAGGUUUGAGUGCUAAAGAUGGGGAAUAUAUAUCAAGCUUAUAUUUAGAGUUUGUUGACCUCUGUGGAACUAUCUAUGACGUAAAGAAGGCAUGGAAUCGUCACAUAAAGUUGUUUCCCCACUGUUUGAGGACUAUGUCCAUAUAUAAGUACCCAGCAACGAGUUCAAAACCCUUGAGAAUAGCUAUGGAAGGAAGACCAGACAUCAUCGCUGCAAUGCCUUGUCAUCCAUUUGGAGAUUCUGGUUCUAACCGUCUGGCCCUGAUCCCAAUAGAAGAGCAAGGACUGUCAUGCCCAGAAAAUCAUGAUAUCCACUCUGAGCAGGUUGUCAAUGUCCAGCUUGAACCAGAAGCAGCUAACAAAAGUGCACAGGAGGGAUUGCAACUGGUCAUUCCCAAAGUUCCAGGGCAGCACAGAGAAGAAGCUUCUGAACCAAAUGUGUCAGAUUCCGUGGUUAAAGAAUAUAAUGAAAUCGAAUCUGUACAAGCCUUGUUAGCAUUGUCCGGGUCAAAUGACCUUCAGCAAGAGGUUGAGCAUGGACCUUUACAGGACCCGAAGUCUCUUUCACUGGAGUGUCUCUCUUUGAAUCCUCAAGGCAAGGAAUCUCCCGAAUCAAUCCCUGCAUCAUCUCAUGAGGUUGAAGCUCCUGAAGAAGCAUGCAGAUCAAAUGGAAUCAUAACUGAGAGUGUGUACAAUACUGAUGAAAACCCCCCUUCUUCCAGCCCAGUAGGCACUUCAGCUGAUGAUCCUGCUGAAAUUCACAGUGAAUCAGUGGGUCCUUUGUCUUCAGCUAGUCCUCAGCUUCCUACACCAACGGAAGAAUUUUCACAAUCCCUGGUGCCUAAAAGUGGUGGUGGAAAAUGGAAUCAAACGGAUGGUACUGAUAAAUAUGCUCAAAUUCAAAUGUCUCCAGAAAGACAUAAAAAUCCUCUACCAUCAGAAGCAGUUCCACAGCCACAGUUGUCUGUAAAUGGUGCUGGAAAUCGGCGUCAAAUGAACAAUGCUGAUAAAGCUCACAGAGAUUCCAGUCCUAGGUUCCAUGGGCAUUCACGAAACAAAAGGCGUGCCUCCCGGCAUGUUCCUCUGGAACAACAGUACCCACGAGAUCAAAUAGGCACUCAAAUGCUUGUGAGCCAAGGUAAUCCUGGUCAGCCUUUUUCUUGGCAAAACCAACAAAAUCAGCAAGGGAGCCAAGCACAACAUCCAAUUCAAACUGCUGGCCAGGGCAAUUUGACAGCUACUCAUGCUUGGCCAAUGCAAAUUGUGCAGCAACAAAAUUUUGCCUCUACAUCUUCAUGUCAAGUGCCAGCCCAACCUGUUACUUACCCUCAAGCACAGGUGUCUCAAUAUCCCAUGCAAAGUAAUGAGCAGUAUGGGCAUAUGCAGAAUAGCCAAGCAUAUAAUCAGAUGUGGCAUUAUUAUUACUACCAGCAGCAGCAACAUUUUAUUCAACAACAGCAACUACAAUUGCAGCAACAGCCUCAGCAGCAGCAGCACCCACAAGAGUCCGAGCAACUCCAGCAGCAGCAGCCACAACAACACCCCCAGCAGCAGCAGCUGCAACCGUCCCAGCAGCCACUGUCCCAGCAGCAGCAAUCCCAUCAACAGCAGCUUUUGCAUCAACAAUAUCAACAGCAGCAGCUGGAACUGCAACAGCAUUAUCUUCAGCAGCACCAACAACAGUUCCAGCAUCAACAAAAUCAUCAGCAACAGCUGCAGUUGCAACAGCAACAGUAUGUACUGCAGCAGCAACAAUCCUAUCAGCAGCAGCAGCAGCAGCAACAACAUCUGCUUUACUUGCAGCAACUACAGCAGAAACAACAAGAACAUGAGCCCCAAAAGCAAAAACAGCAGCAACAAUUGCAACAGAAAGAAGAUCAAGAACAGCAGCAACAACAACUGCUGAUAACUCCAUUACAAAUUCAGCAGGCAUGGAACAACUACCAACAGCAGGCUUCUUUGCAGUACUAUGAUGCCACGAGUCAUUCAGGAACGGAAUCAAAUCAGCAGAUUAUGGUACCCCAGGGCCAGCCAGCGACUCCACAUAGUACCAGUUCAUCUGAACAUGCAGCAUCACCGGGUGUCCAACAACAAUCUCCUAAAUUAAUGAAACAGACGAAUGAUAAUUCCCCCACUAACUCAGUGUAGAGGCAUUACCUAACCCCAAUAGGUUUGUUUUAUUUCAUUUUGUUCUUAUUUUUUAAAUUGUAUCAUAAUUCCUCUUUCUCUAAGAUUGCCUUCUUGUAAAAGUUUGACUAGAUUUUGUCUGUAGGAGUCCAAGCUGUUUUAAUCCAUUUAUAUCAUCUUCCUUGUAGACCUCAAGAAAACAAUCUUUUAUCUUCAACUCGUGGCCAUUUUGAUUUGAA